UUCCGCACAGUGACCGGCAAUGAAUAUCUUUUGCAAUCAGAUAGUGAAGUUAUCAGCCAAGACUGGUAUCAAGCUAUCAAAGGAGUCAUCCGGAGGCUGUUCCGCACAGUGACCGGCAAUGAAUAUCUUUUGCAAUCAGAUAGUGAAGUUAUCAGCCAAGACUGGUAUCAAGCUAUCAAAGGAGUCAUCCGGAGGCUGGAUGAAGAGAAUCCUCUGGAUGAGCCUCUUCUGUAUCCCCUCUGCCGGGCAGGCAGUGCAGACCUGGUGGAUCUCAGCUACGACGAGGAAGAGGAAUUGGGGUGCCAAAAGAGUGAGACCUCGGCAGCACCUUCAAGUCCUGACAGAGUCUACAAGAAACGGGUCAAGAGCAAGCUGAGACGGUUCAUUGCCAAGCGGCCACCGCUGCGGAGUUUACAAGAAAAAGGACUGAUUCGAGACCAGGUCUUUGGCUGCCGCCUGGAAGCCCUGUGCCAUCGGGAAGGGGGCACAGUGCCACGCUUUGUUCAGCAGUGUGUGGAGGAAGUCGAACAGAGAGGUCUGGAUGUGGACGGUAUCUACAGAGUCAGUGGGAACUUGGCCGUUAUUCAGAAGCUGAGAUUCAUAGUUGAUCGUGAGCGAGCAGUGACAUCGGACGGUCGCUAUGUUUUUCCGGAGCAGCGUAGCCAAGAGGAUAAGUUGCGUCUUUCCGACCCUCAGUGGGACGAUGUGCACGUGAUCACUGGGGCCCUCAAGCUUUUCUUCCGGGAGCUCCCUGAACCUCUGAUACCAUACAGCCUUUUUGAUGAAUUCAUGGAUGCUGCCAAGUUGUCUGACCCGAAGGAAAAAGUAUCCAAGAUGGUGGGGCUGGUCCAGAGCCUCCCCCAAGCCAACCGGGACACCCUCCGUUAUUUACUGGAGCAUCUCCGCAAAGUGAUGGAGCACUCGGAUAUCAAUCGGAUGACCACGCAGAACAUCGGCAUCGUCUUUGGACCGACGCUGAUGCGACAUGAAUGUGACGUGGCCAGCCUGGUGGAGGGCAUGGUGUACCAGAACCAGGUGGUGGAGCUACUCCUGACUGAAUUUCCUUGCAUCUUUGUGGCCUCAGGCACUGAAUGACCUGCCUCUGUCCCUGACGACUGUACCCUGGAGGCACUCUGGAUCACAGACACUGUCGUCCUGGGGCAAGCAUUGACUCCACCAGGCUCCGUGCCGUCGCUACUGGCCCAGCUCAGCAUCUGUGACUUGUGCUGUUGGACCGGAGGGGGCUUUAGGCUGCCAGAGGGUCCUCUUUCAGGAACUUUAGCCUGAGUCAAACUUAGAAGCUGAGACCCCCUAGAGAAGAGGGCUCUCCAACUUUGUCAGUUCUCCCCGGCUUGAGCACCAUCUAUUUCAGCUUCCUCAAGUGCACCUAAGGCAAGACACAGAAGGUAUGACAGGAUGGGGCCAGUUCUUGCACAGUCCCUUGGGUGUGGAGUCUAUUGCUGAGCAACACGGUGGGAACAGGGGCCCGCCCCCCGGAACCCCCUUCGCCCAGCACCCUCCGUCAGCCUUGCCAGUAAGUUCCCCCAAAAUCUUCCAGCUCACAAGAUGCU
Molecule: messenger RNA, 1571 nt
Organism: Gekko japonicus
Lineage: Eukaryota; Metazoa; Chordata; Lepidosauria; Squamata; Gekkonidae
Product: rho GTPase-activating protein 9-like
Exons: 10
Biological process (GO): regulation of GTPase activity; signal transduction
Cellular component (GO): cytoplasm
Source: RefSeq, a predicted model, not a curated record